Musca domestica (house fly) is the source of this 562-nucleotide messenger RNA. RefSeq lists its product as uncharacterized. Lineage: Eukaryota; Metazoa; Arthropoda; Insecta; Diptera; Muscidae. The record is from RefSeq and is a predicted model, not a curated record. The coding region runs from base 79 to 519 and encodes 146 amino acids. The transcript has 2 exons.
CAUCUGCCUUGGUUUCGAUAUAAAAACCAAAAGAAUUUGAAAAUACGGUUUCAUUGUCAAAACACAAGUCUUCGCAAGAUGAGGUAUCGGUUGCUGGUUUUAUUUUUGGCAACCAUACUGGGCCAGGUGUGUUCUACAAUUCUAUUGAAUACUGGCGGAAUACAUCAACACAGCAGUAAUGCCUACAAUACGCAAGGGUCCAAACAAAUACCAACAAAUCCAAUUACAGAAAAACCAGCCAUAACUAUUCCUACUUUAAAACCUGCCAUUAAAAAUGCCGUCGAGCCUGAUGGAUCUGCUUAUUUAAUGCAAUUGAUCGGACAACUUGUGGGCAGUGCUAUUUACAAUAGACAAGUGGCAAAUGAUGCCUAUGAAUAUGGUGUUUAUGAUCCCUAUGCAUGGCCAAAUUACGAGUAUCCAGCGCAAAAUGACUUCGGCAAUGCCUAUUUGGAAACGCCACAGUAUUUAAAUUACUACGGAUCCCCGUCCCCACUUCCAUAUCCAUAUGCAAUUUUAUAAAGAAAAAAUCGUAAAAAAAUAUAAUUUUGAAAUCUGAACACUA